UUGGAUUAUCUCAUCUGAUUUAUUUUGUUGGUGUUUUGGCGUGUUUAUUUGCUGGAUUUGACUUCUCUCCUUACUUGGUUUGAUUGGCGAAACGGUACUGGUCUAAAAUUUAUCAAAGGAUCGUCCUUAAGUAUUUGAUUCUUUCACUGUUGGCAUCUCAUGCCUGGAGGUAGUCUUCUGAUUGUUGAGCUUCUAUGUUGAGCUGCCUAUUUGAUUCGUAAGGAGCGACCUUCAGUUUUCCCAUUGACUUUAAGCUACUCUUGCGAUGGCAUCUCCGACAAAUCAUCCAAAGCUAAACGUAGUUAGCAUAUGAUAAAUUGCGGCAGUAGUCAUAUGCAAUCGGAGACGGCAGGGUUAUCACUCGUCUUGAGUAGUUAUAUUGUCAAUUAGCUACAUGGCCGAUAGUGAUACAAAAACUUUAGGAAUUGAAUCUCGGGUUACUAGCGCAUCUACAUAAACUCAACUAAAUGUUCUUUUUCCCAUUUUUCAGCUCUCUCAGUGAUUAUGAAAGGCUUACUCGGAUAACCAGGUGCAAGUAGCAUGUCGACUUACUAUACCAGUUCCAGCGAUCAAAGAGAUGCUGCACCUGUUCUAUACUUACGAGAACACGCCCCCACAUCGCAUGCUGAGGAACCUCUUCUUCCUGGCCAUAAUAUGAUGUAUGUAAGUUCCGGAUCCUUCUCGAGUGCAUUGGCCGGGAAUCCUCAGCAGCAAAGUACCGGCAUGGAUAUGUCGUCCGUUGGAGGUCUGGAUUCUAUGCCGCAGCACCAAGCCAUGUUUUCUAGCCUCGGUGGGUCCCAAAUGAGCGAUCAUGGUUUGACUGGGUGGAGAGAUGGGAGGAAUGAGAUGCUCUUUAUGCAGCCAAUGGCCAGCCACUCGGCAGUCCUUCAAGAUGGUCAGAACUUGCAGGGACAGGGACUUUCACUUAGUCUCGGGACGCAUAUUCCCUCAGGCAUCCACAUUCCUUCGAGUCAAUAUCGGACUCAGAACUUGGGUUUAACUGCAUUCUUAAGUCCUAAUUCGUCGAAAUCGGCUGAAAGCAAUAGCAGAAAUGGCUCCAAUGUAGAUGAACAACCAAGAAGUGCUGAGUUCUUCCCUCAGAGUCUAGUGGGAGCCAAUCAAGACCCGAACACUGCGAACUUUUCUGUAAAUGGAAUGGCAAGUGUGUCAAGAAUGAUUCCGAAUUCUAGAUACCUAAGGGCAGCUCAACAGCUGCUUGAUGAAGUUGUUAAUGUUCGGAAAGCUUUGAAGCAAUCUGAUAGUGAGAAAAUUAAGCGGUCUGAAGAGGGAGAUGACGAUUCCAAGAAAGACGCUGCUUCAAAUCCUCAAGAGUCAGAUGGUAAUUCCGCUGGCGACCUUUCACAGGCUGAAAGACAAGAAUUGCAGAGCAAGUUGGCCAAACUUUCGUCAAUGUUGGAUGCGGUUGAUAGAAGGUACAAACAGUAUUACUAUCAGAUGCAGAUUGUAGUGUCAUCCUUCGACAUGAUAGCGGGACCUGGUGCUGCUAAACCAUACACUGCUCUUGCCCUUCAGACUAUAUCACGCCACUUUCGAUGCUUGCGAGAUGCAAUCACCACCCAAAUUCAAGCAACCCGUAAGAGUCUCGGGGAACAAGAUGCUUCCGGAAGCAGUAAAGGAGUGGGAAUACCUCGGCUUCGCUAUUUGGACCAGCAGCUCAGGCAGCAACGGGCCCUACAGCAGCUUGGGAUGAUGCAACAGCAUGCGUGGAGGCCGCAAAGAGGACUCCCUGAGAGUUCUGUUUCUAUUCUUCGGGCCUGGCUUUUUGAGCAUUUUCUUCAUCCUUACCCAAAGGACUCUGACAAAAUCCUGCUCGCAAGGCAGACAGGGUUGACAAGAAGUCAGGUCUCGAAUUGGUUCAUCAAUGCAAGAGUGCGUCUCUGGAAACCCAUGGUUGAAGAAAUGUACAAAGAAGAGACUGGGGAUGCGGACAUGGACUCCAACUCAUCCUCCGACACAGCCAAGCUGAAAAUAGGAGACGUCAAGUCCUCCAUGGAGGACCGGGUGGAAGAAGUGCAACAGAGUUCAACAGCUACACAGAGAUGCGGCUCGGGCCAGCUCAUGGACUCAACGUUCGACCGGACUCCGGAUGUCGAAAUGGCGGGCCACCCAGUGGGAUUCAACUACCUAAAUGGGAGACACGGAGAUGUCGAAGCCGAAUAUGGCCACAUCAAGUUAAAUGGAGAGCAAGCGCCCAGUGUCGACGAUUGCGGUCUCUUCCAGAAUCCCAUGGUCCAAUCCGGCAGCAGCAACAACGACAGGUUCAUGGCUGCUGCCGCUGCCUACCAAAUGGCCGAGCUGGGGAGGUUCGGGGGAGGAAGCGGGGUGUCCCUUACUCUGGGGCUGCAGCAUUGCGAGGGGGGCGCCUUGCCCGUCUCUGCUGGGGCCCAUAGCGGCUUCCUGGCCAUGAGAGGGGAUGACCUCUACAACCAGGCGGCUUCCUCUAUAGGCCCCGGGACGGCGGAAUUCGAAAGCAUCAACAUCGGGAACCAACAGCAGAGGUUCGGUUCCACGCAUUUGUUACACGAUUUCGUGGCGUGAAACUUAGGAAAUGACAUAUAUUGUGGCACCAGCACACAAGUCUGUAUGAUAUUGUAUUUUUUUUGUGGAAGGGUUAGUGAAAUUUGUAAAGAUUAAAGAUUUUCACGCACUAUUUGUUAAAUAUGUGAACUGGGAAUUGUAUAAGUAGGGCUAAUCAAAGCCAAGCUUAGUACAGAAAUAAUGAAAAAAACAGAGGGGAUGUUGGGGUUGAAACUUUGAA
This is a messenger RNA of Rhodamnia argentea, 2779 nucleotides long. RefSeq names its product BEL1-like homeodomain protein 6. The coding region runs from base 541 to 2559 and encodes 672 amino acids. The transcript is spliced from 4 exons. Gene Ontology annotation, biological process: regulation of transcription by RNA polymerase II. The record is from RefSeq and is a predicted model, not a curated record. Lineage: Eukaryota; Viridiplantae; Streptophyta; Magnoliopsida; Myrtales; Myrtaceae. Gene Ontology annotation, molecular function: DNA-binding transcription factor activity, RNA polymerase II-specific; RNA polymerase II cis-regulatory region sequence-specific DNA binding.